Messenger RNA from Diversispora eburnea, 2757 nucleotides. The record is from the annotation of a GenBank genome assembly. NCBI's taxonomy places the organism in Eukaryota, Fungi, Glomeromycota, Glomeromycetes, Diversisporales, Diversisporaceae.
AUGGCGGACUUCACUGUUGAUCAAAGUGCUAUUGUUCAGUUAAUAGAACUGGGUGUGCCUGCAAGUAGGGCGAAAGAAGCUUUAAUGAAAUAUAACAAUAACGUUAACCAUGCAGCAAAUUAUUAUUUCGAAAACCCGGGUACUGAUCCUGAAGAAACACCUCAUUUAGCUCCGUUAACAUCGGACGAAAGUACUUCUACAGAAUGGAAUAAUAUAAGUACGUGGAAUCAAGAUUCAACAACCAAUCAUACAUUAGGAUCCGGGCUCUCUAAUAUAAUGGAUACAACCGUAAAUGAUUCGAAGACAACCAGUAAUAACGAUCAAGAAAUGCAAAAUGCAAUUAAUGCUUCCAUAAUAGAAUCCAACAAAGAAUCUUUAACUAGAGCGCUAAACGAAAGCAUGCAAUCAGAUAACAUGAUGCAAUUAGUUAAAUAUAAUAAUAAUAAGGAUGACAAUGAUCCACAGAGUAUUCAAGAAAGUUAUCAUAAUGAAAAUCGGACAUGGACUGAUCCAGAACAACCUUCGAAGCGUGUGAAAUUAGAUACAGCUCCUAUCGGUUUGAGACCUUCAAACUCAUAUCAUUACGCUAAUUCAUUCCUUCAAGCUUUAUUUCACUUACCAAUCUUUCGAUUAUCAUUAUUGGCAUUUCGACCAACCAAAAAUGAAUGGGGUGAAAUUGAGGGAUAUUGGAAAGGCAAAAAUAAAAAAACCUAUGAUAAUCAUUUUGGUCAUCGAGGUGCAACAGAAAAUUCGGGUAUUAUGAAUCGACAGUCAGCCUUAAAGUUUAUUCAUGAAUUUCAAAAACUUUUUGGCUUUCUUUCUCUAAGUCGAAGAUCAUAUGGGGAUUCAAGUUUAUUAUUAGAUGCUUUAAAUUUUGAGGAAAAAACUGAUAGCUGGGGAGAUAGUGAUCCCGUUGGGUUCAAAUUUAUCACUAAAUUGCUCAAAUAUUUACGUACCGGAUCAGUUUAUCGAGAUCAAUUUAAUGUUGAACAAAAAAUUCCAGACAAUAUGACUACAUAUAAUCUGAAUUUUGAUAGGUUGUUCAAAUCUUACGCUAAAGAUGGAGUUUCAAGAAAAUUUGAAAUAACAACCACCAAUAAUACAAUUUAUGCUGCAUUAGACCAAUUAGUACAAGAAUCCAGUAAAGGAAAUUCGCGAAAAUACUUCACUGAGCUUGCUCACAUUCUCAUUAUGAAUUUAAAACAUCGCAGUGAUAAUUACUCUUCUUUUAUGGAUUCGUCUUUCCAAAUACAAAAGGAUAUACACAUGGAUCGUUAUUUGUCAGAGAAUAGUGAAAAUGUAGAGGAGAGAAUGAAUCAAAUUGAAAAUAUGAAACGGGAACUCGAAGAAACAAUUCAACAAAUUGACAAGAUUAUUAAAUUCCAGGGAAAGCAUAACGGUUUAGAACUACUUAAAGGUUCAAUUGACCAUUUUCGAUGGAAAUGUGAUAAAACUAAUGAUGAUGAAAGUGAUUCGAAAGGUAAUUCACAACGAACACUGACUUGGUUAGAGGGUAUCUUGAACAAAGUAGAACAAAAAUUAAAUGCUUUACUUCAAAAAAAGGAUGAAUUAGAACGGAGGAUAAAAAAUGCUUUUAAUACUCCUGAUAUGGUGAAAUGUCUUUAUAGCCUUAAAUCAAUUCUAGUUUAUGACGGACAAAGACAACACUGGGCAUAUAUAUGGGUUUCAAAAGAUCGAAAAAAAGAUAAGGAUCAUUUUAGUACGACUGAUGAUGGUAGAUGGAUAAAAUUUAUGGAUACAAAUGUUGAAGCAAUUGAUGAAAGUGUAAUAUAUAAUGAGAUCAUCAAUUAUCGUUCGAAUAUUGUACAUACACUCAUUUAUGUUGAUUCUAUGGUUGAUGUUAAUUUCUCAAAUAUUACAGAUGUGAUUCCUAUUUCUCUAAAGGAAUUUGUAGAGAAAGAUAAUCUUGAAAUUAUUUUGAAUCAAGCAAUUAGACUCGAGAGCCGUGAUCCAAAGAUACUUAGAAGGAUAGAAUUUUUCUGUGCUAAAGUGGAAUGUCCCAAUAUAAUAGAAGUACUUCUGAUUAAUUAUAAAACUGGUGCUCUAAAUUUGGCAUGGGAUGAACCAAUUCCUUUCCACGAUGGUUAUUAUACCGAUCCUCGAUUCACCAAUGUAAUCAAAGCUUACGAUCAAUUUAAAAAUAUAACUCGAUAUAUCAUCGAAGGACUUGAACAAUCACUUCAAGAUUCAUAUUCACAAGCAUUAGGAUAUUUCUGUCAGGCAAUUAAAUUGGAAAAAUUAUGGAUAAAAGAGAUCGCAGAAACAAAUGCUGAUGAUGAUAAUGCGCCUAAGAUGAAUGCAAAAAAUUUAGCACGUUCGGAUUUCAUUCUUAAACUUGCUAAAGUUUGUUUAACGGUCGCCAAUAAUCCAGCAUUCGUAUCUGGCGCAGCCGAUUCUGCAUUGUUUGUGCUGAAAGUGUGUUUAGACUUAUUCGAAAUCAAGGCCUGUAGUAAAGAUAAACUUAUUGAUGACCAGUGGAAAGAAUGGGUUACCAUUAACAGUGCCAUGCAAUAUCAACAAGUGGAUCAAAACACACUUGAUAAAUUAAGGUUGUUGGUAGAAAGUUUGGCUUCGGUAAGGAAGGAAAUUCUUCCGGAUUUACCAUCAGGUCUUGGAAAUGAGUAUCUUCAUGUGGAUAGCUUGAAUAACUUUAAUAAGGAUGAAGAUUUGUAUCAACGUUAUAGCGAAUGUUUGAAAAAAUGUAAACAAAUUCCUAAUUUUUCAAAAAUCCUGUAA